This is a messenger RNA of Mesorhabditis belari, 1137 nucleotides long. The record is from the annotation of a GenBank genome assembly. Lineage: Eukaryota; Metazoa; Nematoda; Chromadorea; Rhabditida; Rhabditidae.
AUGGAUAUGGUACAAUUUAGGCUUUGCGUGACUCCAGCAAAAUCUCCACCAGAACAUAAUUUCAUCGCCUGUCCAAUGAUGUACGGAGGAAGUGGUCCUCUCGAUGGUAUGAGCGGCUACAUGGCUCCGUUGUUGACCGAGAUUCCCCGACACGAAAUCAUGCCGAAUCGAGUGUUUGUUUCCGGAUUUGGGCUUGAGACAACGGAAAGUGAGUUACGACAACUCUUCGAGUGUGCCGGCAAAGUAAAAGAAGCCAAAAUCAUCAAGUCAUUGGAUGGAUUAUCAAAAGGAUACGCGUUUGUCACUUACGAGACUGAAGCAGAUGCAGAAAAUGGAAGAAGAAUUCCCACACAAGAUUUGGAGCUGAAUGGACGCUUUUUGAAGGUUGCACCUGCUUACAGGAAAAUCAACACACCAAGAAUUGAAGACUAUGCAAUCGCUACACCAAAUGGUAUCAUCUCUCCAACGCAGGGAUACGGCUACGCUUUUCCGCAACCUGUGCCAUUUUAUCUCAUCGGAGUUCCUCAGCCGCCACCAUUUGCGUAUGUGAUGGAACGCCAAAGAACUCAAUCUGCAAGACAGCCGGGAAAGGAUACAUGGUCUACUGAUCAGGCCUCGCCUAUGAGCACUCCAGCGAACUCUCCAUGUAGUCCAAAUAAUGUUUUGGCGCCUCCGUCAACGCCCCUCUCGCCGCCGAUGUACAACGGAGGAUCUUACUACUUGGGAAUGCCGGGGACACCGAUGAGUGUAUCGCCAAAUCAAGCUUCAUAUGGGCAUUUUUCUCUCCCAUCCUCAAUCUUUCCAUCUUCCCUUAUGUCGCCGGCGUCCAUUGACGCAACUAAACAAGGACAACAAACGCAUGAGAACAACAACCACAAUUAUAAUCGGGGCUCUCAUUUCUUCUACAAGGGAAACACGCCAGUGUCCAAAAGACAGCCUAUUCAAACGCUUUUAAAUAUGAACCUUCAGUCAACACACCCAUUGCAGGAGGUUACCAACGACUCGGACUAUGCCCAGCGUCAAGGAGUUCAACAUCAGUCUUUUAUGAGAAACAUGAAGCUCAGACGACAUAAUAUUGUAGGAAAGCUCGAUAACAAGUCAAUGACGCCUCCAGCCACACCAAAGCGUGAGCGUGAA